AUGUCGGCGACGGGAUUGCGAGCGUUGCGAUACGCGCAAGAGCUCGAAAACGUGGGGUGCGUGGUGGCGAAUGACAUGGAUCCCACGGCCGCGGAGGCGAUCGAGAGAAACAAAGCGUACAACGCGCUUUGCUCACCGGAUAAGGCGGAGGCGAUCUCGCGAGUGAUUCCCCACAACGAAGACGUGCGAAUGGUGUGCAUGAAGCAUGAAAAAAUGUUUGACGUCGUCGACUUGGAUCCGUACGGAACGCCAUCGACGCUCCUGGACAGCGCGGUGACGUCGGUGAAAGAGGGAGGACUUUUGCUCGUCACCGCUACCGAUAUGGCGGUGCUUUGCGGGAACAACGCCGAGGUCGCUUGGGCCAAGUAUCAGUCGUAUCCGCUUCGUGCAAAGUAUUGUCACGAAAUGGCGGUUCGUACGCUCUUGGCGGCGGUGGAAAACGCCGCGAUCAAGCACCGACGGCACAUCGUUCCCGUGAUUUCGUUAUCGAUCGACUUUUACAUCCGUGUCUUCGUUCGCGUAUACACGAGCCCGCUGCAAAUGAAACAGACGCCGAGCAAGCUCAGCUACGUGUUUCAGUGCGUCGGUUGCGACGCGCACGAGCUCCAAGCCGUCGGUCGUCAGCAGACGAAAGGUAACGUCACCAAAUAUCAGCCCGGCGUCGGACCCGUGGUGCCGCAGCGAUGUUCUAGCUGUGGAUGGCACUAUAACAUGGGUGGUCCGAUCUGGAGCGACCCAAUCCACGACAAGACGUGGGUCACCAACGUCAAGAGCGAACUCGAGCGAAACAAGGAUGCGUACCCGGGGUACGGGAAAGUGCACGCGCUGCUCACGAUGGCGAGCGAAGAGCUUUUGGACGUACCGUUGCACUACGACUUACACGCCAUGGGUGGAACGCUGAAGGCUACGCCACCGAGCUUUUGGUUGUUCAAGUCAGCCGUCAUGAACGCCGGGUAUCGCGUGAGCGGAAGCCACUCAAACCCGCUCGCGAUUAAAACCGACGCCCCGGUGGACGUGCUUUGGGACAUCCUACGAUGCUGGGUGAAGGAGCACCCGGUGAAGCCGCAGUCGUCGCCGACACCAGGGGAAGCGAUAUUGGCCAAAGAACCGACGGUAAUCGCGAAUUGGACGCGACGCACCGAAGCUCAAAGCAAGGCGCAGAAAGACGGCGUGGCUCGGUUCCCGCAAAACCCGACGGCGGAUUGGGGUCCGAAAAGACGCGCGGGCAAGUAUCGCGAGGAAGAAUUAGAAGCCAAACGGCGAAAAGAAGAAGAGGAAGAUUAG
This is a messenger RNA of Ostreococcus lucimarinus CCE9901, 1284 nucleotides long. RefSeq lists its product with no specific name. Gene Ontology annotation, biological process: tRNA N2-guanine methylation. The transcript has a single exon. Gene Ontology annotation, molecular function: RNA binding. The coding region runs from base 1 to 1284 and encodes 427 amino acids. NCBI's taxonomy places the organism in Eukaryota, Viridiplantae, Chlorophyta, Mamiellophyceae, Mamiellales, Bathycoccaceae. Gene Ontology annotation, cellular component: nucleus. The record is from RefSeq and is a predicted model, not a curated record.